GCAAGGCUUCAGGAGAGAUAGAUUUGCAUCGCGGACCUUGCUAAUUGUUUAAGAUGUAAUGUGCCGAAAUAUUGGUUAAUUUAGCGAACGCGAUCUGCAUCCGGACAGUGAAAGAAAACAUUGUGCAAUUAUCUCUAACGUACAGCGUCGCUCUCACAUUGACUCAUAUUUGCAAUAGCACAGACUGUAUUUACGGGCGACGGUUUAGUGUAUAUGGAAAACGGUGGAAAGAUGUGCUGAGACGACCCUAGUCAGGCAUGCGCUAACGUGAAUGCGUUGUGGACGCCUUAGUAUGCGCCUGGCAGUAGUGAAAGUAAUUCUCAAAGUAUGUUCAAGAUAGACACCUAUUCUCGAGAGAUCAGGAACAAAGAAAAAUGGCAUUAGUGACACUAUUGUACUUACAAUUUACGCUUUUGAUGUUGUGUCUUGCUUCGGACGACAAUACUGUACAGAUAGCCGUUAUUCAGCAUACAGAGUCGGAGGACUUUAACGAAUUACAGACUGCCUUGGAGUACACAGUGAGGUCCAUCAACGAACGCAACUUCAAGUCCAAUGUUUCUUUCGAUGGUACCAAGAUCGAAGUGGAUCUACGAAAUAGUUGCCGAGUUCUACAGGAAUUAUGUAAGACGAUAGAGAAGAAACACGUCCACGCUAUUGUGAUCCUUGGGCCAGAGUCGCAUCAAGAUAUCAUCCGUUCACUGGUUCAAAACGAGAACGUAAUGCUUCCUUUGUUUCUGCCAACGGCCCUUGGCAACACAUCUAGCAAUGAGCAACGCUACCAAAUCAACAUGAUGCCUUCCUAUAUCCUAGCCAUUAUGGACAUAGCACGCUUUUACGGAUGGGACAUGCUCUACUAUAUAUUUGAUUCCGACGAAGGACUGCAGCGUCUACAAAAUCUUUACGGGGUUGCCGAGGACCUUAGCAAAAGAAACCGAUUUACCAUCAGACCCCGCCGAAUAACAAAUGUGUCUGAUUGCUACGAGUUACUCAGAUCGCUAGAUCGUGCCGAUCUUGAGUUGGAGGAAGCUAUACCCAAGAGGAUAGUCCUAGAUUUGUCGUCAAAAGAUGCAUAUAAUAAAACGUUAGAACAGAUUAUAAACGUUGGAAUGAAUAGAGAUUCAUAUCAUUACAUAAUAGGCGGUUUGGGUAUAGACGAACUGGACCUAGCGCAAUUUGAGUUCGGGGGUGUAAAUAUUACUGGCUUUACCGUCAUCAAUACAGCAUCUGCGUCAUUCACGGAGUUACGGAAUAGAAAUAAAGAAGUUUACUUUAACCUCUACCCGAAUACUCCAAAAUUGCUGUAUAAACAAGCAUUGGUGAUCGACACCCUUAACUUAAUACAUGAAGGAUUCGACCAAGUGAAACGUACAACGAAAAGAAAUUUAGCUCUUCUCAAACGAGGUUGCCUCUCCAAUGGAUACUUACAAUAUUCUGCAAGGGCGGGGCGCCGGGGAGGGUCGGGUAGAGGCGAGCGAGAACAAGUUAUGAACAUUUUCCGGGAGGCAAGACUUCGUGCUGACGAAAGUUUGACUGGAACAUUAGCUUUUGAUGAAAAGGGCAUGAGGACUGAUUACACGUUGGAUGUACAUCAGCUAGAAUACAAGAAACGCCUUGCUAAGGUCGGGACUUGGUCUCCGAAUCGCCCACCGUAUCUUCGUUUCCAAACUCAUCUUGAUUCGCCAGUGUCCACGCCUCAUCCGGAAUCAUCAAAGAAUAGAACAUGGAGGAUCGUAACGAUUCUGGAAGAUCCGUUUGUGCAAUUUGCCUCAUCAAAUGAAAACGGUGAAAAUAGCAAUGCACCCAUGGUUAAUAAUCGUCGAUUAGAAGGGUAUUGUAUAGACGUAGCAAAAAAGGUGAAACACAGAUACAAGAAGGAAUUCGGUGAAGACUUUGAGUAUGAAAUACAUUUAAAUGACAAAUUCGGUAGCGUGAAUGAAACAACUCACAAAUGGAAUGGUAUGAUUGGAGAAUUGAUUGAUAAUACGGCGGAUCUGGCACUUGCCUCCUUAACGAUAAACAAAGAACGGGAGAGGGUUGUAGAUUUUACAAAACCCUUCAUGAAGCUUGGAAUCAGCAUUAUGAUCAAGAAACCGGAUAAGCAGAAACCAGGAGUUUUUUCUUUUAUGAAUCCAUUAUCGAAUCUCGUCUGGAUUUGCGUCAUGAUAGCAUUUCUGGCCGUUAGCUUGGUUCUAUUUUUCGUUGGUAGAUGGAGUCCUUACGAAUGGCAAGAGGAGACGUCUUCUAAGGAUCAUACUACAACAAAUGCUUUUACCUUUUCAAAUACACUCUGGUUUUCAUUAGGGGCUUUAAUGCAGCAGGGAUCUGAUAUAUUCCCAAGAUCGUUUUCCGGGAGGAUAGUUGGUAGUGCCUGGUGGUUCUUUACCUUGAUAUUGAUAUCCUCAUACACUGCUAACCUGGCUGCCUUUUUGACUAUCGAGAGACUUGUCACUUCCAUUAAAAGUGCAGACGAUUUAGCAAAGCAAACUGAAAUCGAGUAUGGGACAUACAUGGGUGGAGCUACGGAGAGAUUCUUUAAGGAAUCACGUGUAUCCGUAUACAAGAAGAUGUGGCUGUACAUGAGAGCAAACGAAGACAGGGUGAUGGUGAUGAAAAAUAGUAUUGGAAUUGAUAAGGUCAGAAAUUCGAAAGGAAAGUAUGCUUUUCUACUGGAGUCUCCCCUUAACAACUACCAAGGGCAGAAAAAGCCAUGCAAUACGAUGAAAGUCGGUGAGAACUUGGACAGCAAGGGAUACGGUAUAGCGACACCAUUGUACUCUCCUCUUAGAAAAAAAUUAAAUCUUGUCGUAUUGAGACUUCGGGAGGAAGGCGAACUGCAUAAACUCGAACAGAAAUGGUGGUAUGAUAAGGGAGAAUGCGGAGCUAUAGAUUCUAAGGACGGCGUUAAAAGUGCCUUGACUUUAAGUAAUGUAUCGGGAAUAUUCCAUAUCCUUAUUGGUGGCUUAGUUCUCUCUAUGCUGAUGUCGUUACUAGAAUACUUACUUCACAGAUAUCGUAAGAGAGAAAAGCAACAGAAACAGUAUAAGACCAGCAAUACUGUGAAAAUAGUUAAAAAGGACCCUCUGGAGGUUCUGAAAGCUGCAGGUUAUACAGAACAUGAGAAUUCGGGGGUAAUUUACACAUAUAGUCCUCCCGAACAGUUGACGACAUUUGAGGGAUCAACAACCACAAAGCCGGAACAGACCGUUAUAUAACGUCGCAUGAGGCCGCUCAUUGGGGCAUGUGUGUGUGGCUAUUUUUGAUGAUGCAAUGAGUUAUUGGGAUGUUUGGAUUUCGAGUAUUUAAUGAAAUUAAAAAAGUAAUGUGUAAGAUCAACAUAUUGGCUAUAAAUCAAAACUGUCAAUGAAAUUAUAUUCAUUUUUUAUUAUUCAUAUAUCUAUGUUUCUUAAGUAGAAAAAGAUACAAUUAUAAAGACUGAAUGUGAAAGAAAUUGUGUUCGAAAGUUUAUACCUCGUGCGAGUUUUACGUGAGAAACUUAUAUGAUUUGAUGCAAAAACAUUGUUAUGUAUGUGCGACAUGUUUUCCAUCCUUUUAAAGAAUUUGAUAUUAAUAAGAUAUUGAAAUAUCAUCUUUUAAUAUAGACAUAGAUCAUAUGUCAAAUAAUAUAAACUGAAAGUAAUUUAAUAUCACAAGACGUUGCAUUGGAAUUUUUCAUUGUUUAAAAGAUUAUUUUUUUCUAGGAAACUUACACUUUAAAAGGACUUAUGUUGGCAACAAACCCGGCACUCCUUAUUAUGUAUUUUAUUUCUAUAAUUAACUUGGGUUUAAUGUUUCCGACAUCUGUAUAAUUUUGCAUCAUUGCAAAGACAUCUUAUAAUUCACAUGUCCCUAUUGAAGAUAAAAUGAUCCCUCCUGUUAUUUACUCAUUGUUAAUUAUAUGAAUUUGCGAACAUGUAAAAUGUUUUAUUUGAGAGAUCGUUUAUAUUUGUACACGUUCCAUUUCGGUAGGUUUCUUUGACCGCACGUUGACUUUUCUUUACUGUCAAUAAAUUAUUUUAAACGAA
Molecule: messenger RNA, 4022 nt
Organism: Pecten maximus
Lineage: Eukaryota; Metazoa; Mollusca; Bivalvia; Pectinida; Pectinidae
Product: glutamate receptor 2-like
Exons: 17
Coding region: 375-3212 (945 amino acids)
Biological process (GO): synaptic transmission, glutamatergic; monoatomic ion transport; modulation of chemical synaptic transmission
Cellular component (GO): plasma membrane; postsynaptic membrane
Molecular function (GO): glutamate-gated receptor activity; transmitter-gated monoatomic ion channel activity involved in regulation of postsynaptic membrane potential
Source: RefSeq, a predicted model, not a curated record